Messenger RNA from Erythranthe guttata (spotted monkey flower), 2858 nucleotides. RefSeq names its product BEL1-like homeodomain protein 8. Gene Ontology annotation, molecular function: DNA binding. Gene Ontology annotation, biological process: regulation of DNA-templated transcription. NCBI's taxonomy places the organism in Eukaryota, Viridiplantae, Streptophyta, Magnoliopsida, Lamiales, Phrymaceae. The record is from RefSeq and is a predicted model, not a curated record.
GGGGCAUGUAUGCAAAUAAACCUUUCCAUCGACAAUUAUUAAACUCUUGAUGGGCCCCACAAUCAGAAGUUGGGGGAGCAACAAAUAUUUCUAAUCCUGAUUGAUUUUCUUCUUUGAAGAUGAUCCAUCCAUGUCAAAUUUAUUAUUAGAUUUUUUUUUCCGCCGUCAACUCUAACGGAGAAGCGACGUCAACUCCUUCUCCUUCCCACAAAGGAUUAUUCGAUUAUUCGUUAAAAUCCAAACGGCGCAAAUUAUCAGCUCAGCUAGCAAUCAUUGUCCUACACACUUCUCUACUCUUCCAGCUAUCUCUGCAGCUCCUCCUCCUCCUCCCCCCCACCCCUUCCGCCUCCUACCCCACAUACUCCAUCGUCGAAUCUUCGCCGGAAAACCCACCGGAAAAUCUCCUCUUUCAAAAUCAAAAAUCACCAAAAACAGGAUUUGGUCAUUCCUCCGACCGAAAACGAGUGUAAUCAACACCGCCUUUAGUUUGAGAUCAACUGAUCAAUUCGAAAUGUUGUUCAAGACUACAAUGAAAUCCUAGUGUAAUUAAUAGUUAUUAUUCAUGGAUAUGAGCAACUUUAGGCCUGAACUCCACGUUGCGCAGCAAAGCCGUCGAGACAAGCUGAGAAUCCAGCACGAAUCGAACGGGCCCCAUCACAACAUAGAAGUUUACAUCAACAAUUUGGAGCAGCAGCAACAUCAUGGUCUAAAUAAUUACGAAUCCGCUAUCCCUCGAACUUUCCGACCCGGAAGCAUAUGCUACAACCCAUCGGAAAUCUGCCCGGAAGUCCUCAAUUUCCCGCCGGAAAAUCAAGAACCGGAUAAACGGGCUCCGUUCGAGAAUUUCUACAGGGAAAUUCCAACCGCAGAUGUGAGUAAUGACCCACAAUACUUUAACACAUGGAAAACUGUCGGCUCGCAGUCUACCACCACCGAUAAUAAUUGGGUGCCUAAUGAUAAUAAUAAUACUCAAAGCCCGAUUUUUGUCGGAGCUCGUAUGUCGACAUUGGACAAUGUCAAACCUUAUCUAGGAUAUCAAGAUAAUCAUAACAUGCAUUGCACCUCUUCAUCACUCUACCAAAAUGCACUGCAAGAACUCGUUACAUCUUCGAACGUUCGACCUUUCGGUUUCGAAUCGGCUUCUUUUAGGCAAAUGGGCCCGCAAGACACGCGGGCCCUCUCGUUGUCCCUUUCGUCAGUUCCGUCUCCAAGAGUGCAUGCAACUCAGAUUGCUGACCACAUUCAAGAAACGGUUACCUGGAAGCCGGAAUUUUCGACUGCCGGUGGUAGCAACUUGGCGAGCGCUUCGACUCAUCGGAAUCCGGGCCCGCUUGGUCCUUUCACGGGCUAUUCAACCAUUCUUGGGAAUUCGAAAUUUCUGAGGUCAGCGGAGCAGUUAUUAGACGAACACUGCUGCGGGUCCCGGCAUAAGAACGUUGAUGUUUGUGAGGUGUCGAAUAAGAUUUCGGAGGUAGUUAGGGUUUCGGUUGGUGAUCUUGAAAAUGAUCUAGAUGGUGUCGGUGGCUCGUCAUUUGCGUUCAAUGGCUCAAAUGAUUCUUAUCAGCCCGAAAGUCUUCAGAAGAAGGCGAAGCUUAUGUACAUGCAGGAUGAGGUGUGCAAAAAGUAUAAACAGUACCAUCAGCAGAUUCAAAUGGUGGUUUCAUCCUUCGAAUCCGUGGCGGGACUUAGUGCUGCAACUCCGUACGUUUCUUUAGCUCUAAAAACGGUGUCCAAGCAUUUUCGGUGUUUGAAAAACGCAAUAACGGAUCAGCUUAAAAGCAUGAGAAAUGCAUUGGGGGAAGAACUAAUGUCACCCUCCGUUGACACAAGAAGUAUCAAAGGCGAUGCUGGUGGUUCGAUGUUGAAGUUUUUUGACCAUGGCUUUAAUAAGCAGAAAGGGACAGCUGGCGGUUUAGGCAUUCUUGAAAGUCAACAUAUUUGGCGGCCACAGAGGGGCCUUCCGGAACGUUCCGUCUCGAUUUUAAGGGCGUGGUUGUUCGACCAUUUUCUUCAUCCGUAUCCCACAGACACCGACAAGCACAUGUUGGCCACACAAACCGGCUUAACAAGAAACCAGGUUUCUAACUGGUUUAUCAAUGCUCGAGUUCGUGUAUGGAAGCCUAUGGUUGAGGAAAUACACAUGCUAGAAACCAAAGGAGUGUCCGAAACAGGAUCAGGAGUACUAUUAAAUGCUCCAAAAACCACAAAUCAUAACGAAGGUUUCGACCAAUCAAACGAAAGCAGCAACCAACCAUUGAAUAGGCUAAAAAUGAGUUCGAUUAUCGACAAACAAAUGGUGGAAUAUUCCUCGGCCGAGCAAGAAGAUGCCGUUGGAUCGAACGUAAAUGUGUGGAAUCAAGAAAAGCGUUCUCGUGUAGAGUAUCAUGUUCCGUCGGGCCCCACCCCCGAUGGAUCAAUGAUGGAAUAUUCCUUGAUGAUGCCUCCUCACCGAAGUGGGCCCGAGAUGGGUGGGCUUGGUUCGGUUUCACUUACGUUGGGAUUGAGACAGAGUGCCGAGAGUGGUCAACGGUCACGUUUUGGAGGUCAGAUUAUUCGAGACUAUGUUGGCUGAUUAUAUCUAUAUAUAGUGUUAAUGUAAUGUAGUCUCUUUAAUUAGCUGCAAUAAUAUUGGGUGCUUUGUGGGAUUUUAAGGUAGAAAUAGAAAAGCCUGAGAAAAAGGGAAAAAAAAAGUCGAAAAUCGAAAAUUUCAAGAAAAAGAUGCAAUUUUUAGUUGGAAUACCGAUGGAGAAAAUGUGCAUGUAGUGGUACGGUGAUAUAUAUUUUGAAAACAAAGUGUCGAAAUAUGGUUUCUUGCGGCUUAUAUAUAUAUUCGGAAUUUUUGGUGUUUGGUUUUGAAA